Messenger RNA from Linum trigynum, 1168 nucleotides. The record is from the annotation of a GenBank genome assembly. NCBI's taxonomy places the organism in Eukaryota, Viridiplantae, Streptophyta, Magnoliopsida, Malpighiales, Linaceae.
GGCUGCGUAGUUGCAUUUGGAUUCGACAUUGGGCCAUCUUACCUGUGGCCCAUGUCUAUCGAAUUUGACGAAACGAGAAUCGAUCUCCCCUGACCACCAGGCUCCAACUGCAAACCGCGAGCAGGCGAAACGCGACAGCUCAGGUCUCAAUCCCCGACUUGGCCGCCGGCUGGUUUUUCCGAGAGAGGACGGAGGAAGGAACUACAGAAGGAAUAUGAGGUGGGGGUUGACCGGCGGUGGAAGCGCCGGCGGUUUGAUUAAGAAUGCGUUGGUUAGGUACUUCUCGAAAGAACGCGCCGUCAACGUGAGGAAGAUAAACCCUAAGGUCCCUUUCCCGGAAGCUUUUGCGAUAUCUGAGUCACUGUACAACAUCAUCAAGCAGAAUGGCCCCCUCACCGUCCCCAACACAUGGAACCUCGCUAAGGAAGCUAAUAUCAGUGGAUUGAACAGCAAAACACACAUGAAGAUCAUGCUUAAGUGGAUGAGGGGACGAAAGAUGUUGAAGCUGCUGUGCACCCAGGUUGGAUCCAACAAGAAGUUUAUGCACUGCACUCUACCUGAAGACCCACAGAGUGCUCCCGCUCCCAAUUCGCAUGGUUUGAGCCUCAGCACCGAGAAGCCCAUCAUCAGGAAGAAGAAAAGGAACCGCAUCUAGAUUGCAUUCGCAGCAGCUUGAGCAAUAGCCAUUUGUUCUCGUCGUUUGGAUGCAGAUGCUUUGCUCAUUGUUGGUUUGAACUGCUGCUCCCCAAAUUUGGCAGGGAAUGGCCAUGUCUACUCCUCCUUGGUGGUAAAUUGGUUGCAAAUUUCCCGCACUUACCAGUAGUUAUAAUGUAGGGCCGAUCUGUAUUGGGAUAUUUUGGUUAUGGGAGCAGUGUUUUUAGUUGGGGUUGGCUUGCUAGGCGAAUAUGACUGAUGUUUCAUGUUUUGUAUCCCGUCACCCUUUGGAGGAGGAGGGUUUUUACUUUUACUUAAUUAGUUACUAGAAGGGCAAAUGAAAAUAUUAGCCUAAAAAAGGAAGGGAAAAUAUGAGAUGCUGUCUAGUUUAUCAGCUAACUUUCCUUUUUCCUGGUCGCAAGACUUUACAUCGUCGGAUCAUGCAUUGAGUGUUCUACGACUGUCAGAUAGAUGCGGUGACAUUUUAUUCGUAAAAUAACUGCUUCAUUUAUUG